Molecule: messenger RNA, 954 nt
Organism: Trematosphaeria pertusa
Lineage: Eukaryota; Fungi; Ascomycota; Dothideomycetes; Pleosporales; Trematosphaeriaceae
Exons: 2
Coding region: 1-954 (317 amino acids)
Source: RefSeq, a predicted model, not a curated record
AUGCCUUCGCUACCUCAUAUCAAAUCUCGGGCUAGGCUUCUUCUUAGAAUGAAGGACAAGGAUAGCAGCAGGGACAGCAGAAAGGACAGCGCCAUGCAAUUACUCCUAACCGAGGACGGAGCCCCCAAUUCCAGCUCUAGAUCUAGCUCUACGGAGGGGGACACCAAGGAGACGCAGAACGCAGGCGCGAAAGAGGAAACCCCUGCCCAACCCCAACCACUGCUAGUAUUUGUAUUAGGCCCACCAUGCGCCGGGAAGAGCAUCCUAUGCCGCAACCUUGCCUUCGCCUACGACUUCCACCAUGUAGCCGUCGACGACGAACUCUGCGAUCUCGCCAACCUUACACCGUCCGGCCCCGCCGCGCUUGUCCUGCCUUAUCACUACCCCGACAAGUUCAUUCUCCACCUCCGUUCGCGACUGCGAGCCGGGCUCCAGCUUGGCACCGACAUGCCUGCCGAGUACAUACUGCGGCAAGCGCUUCUAGCAAACGACGAUCCGUCGAAAGUGCGCCUGGUGAUCGAAGGCUAUCCUUUCUCCGUCCCAGACUGGCACGCUUUCAGAAAAUGGCUCUGUGGUCCUCAUAAAUAUCGGGAGCCGAAUGAGAAGACUGCGGUGAUCGUGCUGCACGCGAAGAAAGAGAUUGCGUAUUCACGAUUCCUUGACCAAGGGGGAGAAGAGGAGUUUUUCGAAGAGCGAUGGGCCGAACAUGAAAACUAUAUCGGUGGGAUCUUACAGGAGAUGCACUUUGAACACAUCCGACGGGGUGUACAGCUCGUGCAGAUACAAGAGAAAGAGAACGUGGACGUUCAGGAGAUGGUUGAUACCGUGUUCAAGAAGUUGGAAAAGAUGCCCACCUGGGAGAUACCCCAGUGGCAGAUAGGGCUUCCAGGAACGGCGGUGGCGUGGCAUAUGGAUCGUUUUAUGGGCAGGACCGAGGCUACGUACUGGCGGUAG